Molecule: messenger RNA, 964 nt
Organism: Pocillopora meandrina
Lineage: Eukaryota; Metazoa; Cnidaria; Anthozoa; Scleractinia; Pocilloporidae
Source: the annotation of a GenBank genome assembly
AUGACAAGUGCGAGGAUGUUAUUAGCUAGUGGAAUGGCAUUCACGGAGGGCUGGGCUCUAUACGCUGAGAAUCCGCUGAUCGCUACAGAAACAGACGCUUACGCCGACAAACCGCUGCAGCUGUAUGGCAUGAUCAAGUGGCAAAUAUGGCAGGCACUGCGCUUGAUGAUAGACUCUGGACUUCAAUAUAAGGUCGGUUGAAGUAAAUAAUUUUUUUGUUUUUUGUCGAAAAUAGUCCAGGCCUGCAUUUGUUUUCCUUUGUAGUACUCUGCGAUUCGUCUGGAAAACUCGUGUAACUCCGCGAGUGGAUCACGUAUAUUUUUCUGCACUCGAAGCUGAAUACGCGUUUUCACAUUCAAAUCACAUAUGUGGCAUUCCCACUACAUCUGAUUGGUCGUCUUGAUUACUUCAAGCUUCGUUUCUGCGACACGCAAUGCGAAACAGCUGCAGGAAUAUCGGAACCUGAGCACUUGUGAAAACGAAAAUUGUGUAAAUAAUCUGUCUCUUUCACUAGUACCCUUUGAGGAUUGGCAAUCAUAUUUUCUCUCCAGGAAUGAAACGACGGGAAGCGUCGACACUCUUUGCCGAGAAAGCCUGGGUCAGAACUGACAAAGCCAAGAAAGACGUUACAAGGUAUCAAAGCAACCCGGAUCAGGCCAUCGCGAACAUGAUUGGUCAGCUGCGGAUUUGGCAAGUGCAAAAUGAUACUAAGGCCAGAAUUUAGGCACAUAAAAAGAAUUUCAAUGAAAAAGACUUUCAUUAUCAGGUUUUAUCACAGGGAUCCUCGCCACUGACUCAUUUGGAAAGUCACAUGAAGAAAUUUGCGGACUGCGUCAUUCAGCCAUAUUCAGAGGGUUGCGAGUACAUUAUAAGGAGCCUAAGUGACGAAACAGUCAUGGAUAAGGUUGCCAAGAAGCCCCAUAAACCAUUUCGAGACAAACCAUAUCAAGAACACUUUGAUUGA